Messenger RNA from Asparagus officinalis (garden asparagus), 1876 nucleotides. RefSeq names its product putative germin-like protein 2-1. Gene Ontology annotation, molecular function: manganese ion binding. The record is from RefSeq and is a predicted model, not a curated record. Gene Ontology annotation, cellular component: cell wall. The coding region runs from base 974 to 1684 and encodes 236 amino acids. Lineage: Eukaryota; Viridiplantae; Streptophyta; Magnoliopsida; Asparagales; Asparagaceae. The transcript is spliced from 9 exons.
GAUGGUUUAGAGCUCUUUCAAAUUAAUUAAAUGCAUACCACGUAAUUAUCUGGCAACUAAAUUUUCCUUUCUUAUAGGUUUCUAGCUGCUUGCAAACAAAUCUCAAAAUAAUUUCAUCUGUUUUUCAUGGGCCUUACUAGUCAUCAUCAACAAAUAAGGAGCCAAUUCCUCUUCUUUCAAAUCCUAUUAGAUGAUAAGACUGAAAGUUGCCGAAUGUUGUUUAAAUUUCUGGAACAAGGCUCUGAAGCAGUCAUUUUCUCAUGUUCAGAAGUUAGAAGUGUCCAUGGGAUUAGGAAUUCGUUGGUGAAGAAAGGAUUAGUAAGGGAGUUGUUGAAGAGGUUUCAAGCUGCUUGCAAACAAAUCUCAAAAUAACCUCAUCUGUUUUUCACGGGCCUUACUAGUCAUCAUCAACAAAUAAGGAGCCAAUUCCUCUUCUUUCAAUUCCAAUUUGAUGGUAAGACUGAAAGUUGCCGAAUGUUGUUUAAAUUUCUGGAACAAGGCUCUGAAGCGGUCAUUUCCUCAUGUUCAGAAGUUUGAAGUAUCCAUGGGAUUAGGAAUUUGUUGGUGAAGAAAGGAUUAGUAAGGGAGUUGUUGAAGAGGUUUCAAGCUGCUUGCAAACAAAUCUCAAAAUAACCUCAUCUGUUUUUCACGGGCCUUACUAGUCAUCAUCAACAAAUAAGGAGCCAAUUCCUCUUCUUUCAAUUCCAAUUUGAUGGUAAGACUGAAAGUUGCCGAAUGUUGUUUAAAUUUCUGGAACAAGGCUCUGAAGCGGUCAUUUCCUCAUGUUCAGAAGUUUGAAGUAUCCAUGGGAUUAGGAAUUUGUUGGUGAAGAAAGGAUUAGUAAGGGAGUUGUUGAAGAGGUUUCAAGCUGCUUGCAGACAAAUCUCAAAAUAAUUUCAUCUGUUCUUCGUGGGCUUGACUAGUCAUCAUCAACAACUAAGGAGCCAAUUCCUCUUCUUUCAAAUCCUAUUAGAUGAAGCGGUCGUUUCCUCAUGUUCAGAAGUUAGAAGCGUCUAUGGGAUUAGAACCACAGAUGGCUGUUAGCUUCCUCCAGAUCUUCGCCCUCCUGACUCUAAUUUCAACUUCUGCAAUAGCUUCCGAACCCUUCCCUGUUCAAGAUUUUUGCGUCGCUGACAAGACGUCAAAUGUAUUUAUGAACGGAUUCGCCUGCAAGGACCCAACCCUGGUCACAGCCGACGACUUCUUCUACUCCGGCCUCAACAAACGCGGCAACACAUCAAACCCAGUCGGCUCAAAGGUAACUCUCCUCAACGCCGACAAGAUCCCCGGCCUCAACACCUUCGGCAUCUCCAUGGCCCGUGUGGACUUCAUACCCGGCGGUCUCAACCCCCCGCACACCCACCCUCGCGCCACCGAGAUCCUGACAGUAAUCCAGGGGAAACUCUUUGCUGGGUUUGUCACGGUGAACCCCGAUAAUAAAUUCUACAGCAAGGUUUUGAAGAGGGGGGAUGUGUUUGUGUUUCCCCAGGGGUUGAUACAUUUUCAGAUUAAUAUUGGGAGGAGGAAUGCAGCGGCUAUUGUUGGGCUCAGUAGUCAGAAUCCUGGCGUGAAUACGAUUGCUAAUGCGAUGUUUGGGGCGAGGCCUGAGAUUCCUAGUUUUGUUCUCGCUAAAGGGUUUCAGACCGAGGAGGAUAUUAUCAGGCUCAUGCAGUCCAAGUUUUAGAUAGAUUUGUCAUCAUUAGUUUAUGUUAUAAUUGAUGUUAUUCGUUUGCAUGUAUUUGUGCUCUCAAAGAAAGGGAUUCGGAUCCCCUCCCCUCCACUUUAAAAAAAAAAGUAGCAGCAGAGAGAAUUUUUGGAAAAUUUAUUUAAGAUAAUAAAAGCUAUCAGGUGAACGAAACUGAGAAUUUUUGGAAAG